CACAUACACAUACAUACCCUGCAGUUCAACCACAAUCCUGUGUCAUGCGUAACAACAACUGACACUCGCUUUCCCAAUGCGACCGGCUUCAGUGUUGGUGAAUUAUAUCGCUGAGCAUUCGGCCAUUCUCCUGCCAGCAACGCUGUUCCUUACGUCGACCGUCACCGAAACUGCCACCCCCAUCUCGCAUUCCCUACUCAUAUCCUCCGUGUCUUGGGCCGUCAUAUGGAUCUACAAUAGCUUGGUCGUUGGGUUCUUCUCGGGACUCAAAGAUGUUACGCGAACAAGACUGAGUUGGGCUGCUGGCGCGUUCUUCGCGCUGGCGUCAGUCUGUCAGAGAGCUGCAUACGAUCGUGAAGGCAUAUGGCAAUUCAAGGCAUUUCUUCCUCUUAUCGUCCUUCUUCUUCUCGAUGCAACCACGCUCUUCAUUUCAUCCCCGCCAGAUGGUCUUCUAGCGCAAGAUAAGCCCGGGCAACAUGAUUCCAGAAUGGGCCUCGCGAUGGUUACUAUACUGGCGUUACUGUCUCUAUCCACAUCUCCCAUGACCAAUCAAGGGGUUGCAUUAGGCAUUUGUAGUCUUCUUUGCAUCGGUGCCGGCUUUACAACUUUGCAAUGGGCUAUUGUGAGCUCGACGAAUGGAAAAGAGAGUGGAAGGGGAUAUAUGGAAGCAAAUGGCACCUUCUCGCGACGCGUUUCUGGAGCUUCUUCAUAUAGUGGGGCAUCUAGGAGCUCACGAUACGGUGGUGAACCUAGCACUGCUCUUCGGGAUGCUGCUGCCGUGCUGACUAUAUCCUGCGGCGUUGCGUCGACUAUGUUUGAAAGUUUCCGUACAGACGCGUUGACAUUUAAUAACAGAGUAGAUCGCCUAGGUGGUAAUUGGCAAGUCGUACAGAAUGGCUUCUUGAAAACACAAGUAGCUGUAAUGGUCUUCAUAUGCAUCAUCGAGAAUGCCCUACUAUUUGCCACGGUCCGCCGCUCAGGGGCAUUCCUCGCGAGUUUUGUGUCCCUCUCCGCCUGUUUGAUGGCCCGUCUGGCGACUGGGUUCUCAUCAUGGAAUAGCUGGACUACUAUCUGCAGCGGCCUUUCUAUUGUUGUUUAUCUCUAUGACAUGGGGCCUUCGAGCCUCAACACCGCGAAUGGAAGACUGCGGCGAAGAUUCCGACAGUUCAUUGCGGUUCUCGGAGUAACGACCUUGGCUCUAGCUGUCGUAAACCAUAUUCACAAGGCAUUCUUAGGCACUAGCUAUCCAGUCGAACCUCUAUUUGCGUUCGAACAUCCUGAGAAGCCUUUGCAGCCCAUGCAAAUCGGAACCUCGGAUGUACACCCUGUCGAUCAAUUGAUCAAGAACUCUGCAUCAGAUUUUCAAACCCUUCUGCAUCGACAGUCUAAAUCCUUAGGUGCGGCUGUAGCAGAGUACAAACGGAGAUACAAGAUCAGCCCGCCGCCAAAUUUCGAUCGAUGGUAUGAGUACGCAACAAGGAGAGGAGUACAGCUCAUCGAUGAGUUCGAUAACAUCCAUGAAUCAAUGACUCCGUUCUGGGGAUUAGAGCCCGCAACAAUCCGAGCACGGGCCAGAGAGGUACUUGGACAUGAUGAAAAUUUCGUGCUUGGAGUAUUGGUACGUGAAGGGACAGUUGUCAAGGUCGACCGGGGAGAAGAAUGGCAGCAACAAGCUACAGUCGGUAUGAUGGAAGCAUUUGUACAACACUUACCUGACAUGGACCUGGCGUUCAAUAUUCAUGAUGAGCCUCGAGUUGUCGUUCCUCACGACCGUCUCUCUCGCCUUGUAGAUGUCGCCUUGAAUGAGCGCAUGCCAAAGGCCCUGGCCAAUAGCUCACCAAAAAAUGCAUUUUCACCCAGACCAGGAGACAUGAGCGAAGGCAAACGUAUCGAACCUAUUGCAUUCACACGAUUCAACCAAUUCGCUCAUCAAGCCACGUGGACGCACUCAAGAAUGUCUUGCUCACCUAAUAGCCCAGCGCAACAAUAUGAAGAGGUAUCUAUGGACAAUCUCACCUCUUACGCACUAGGCAACAUGGGUUUUGUCUACAAUACGACUGCAUUUGGCGAUAUUUGUAACUUUCCAUCUCUUCGGACUACGCAUGCUUUCUUCGACUGUCCGAAUGCAUACAAUAUAGCCACCGAGCUCUUUCCUAUCUUUUCUCAGAGUAAGAUCAGCAGCUACCAAGACAUCGUCUACCCUAGUCCCUGGUACUGGAAGCACAAAGUGACUUUUGAGGAGGACAAGGACGUAAAGUGGGAAGAAAAAUCCAAUGCAAUAUAUUGGCGUGGAUCUACUACUGGAGGGUACAGUCGCCAUGGAGGUUGGAGGCGUCAUCAUCGUCAGCAUGUUGUCCGCAAGAUGAACGGACUUGAUAAAGCCGAAAUACUCACAAACACGGGAAGUGAGCAUGCACCUCACUGGGAGAGAAAGGAGGUCAAGAGGAGCGAAUACAAAGAACUCGUCGACAUCCAUUUCUCACAUGUUGGGCAGUGCGACCCAGCCGACUGCGAUGCACAAAUCGAAUUCUUCGAUGUCGUAGAGCGUGUAGAUCCCCAGGACGCAUGGAAGUGGAAGCAUCUCCUCGACAUUGAUGGUAAUGCUUUCAGUGGACGAUUUUAUGCCUUCCUAGAGAGCACUUCACUGACCUACAAAAUGGCAAUCUUCCAAGAAUGGCAUCGGGACUGGAUCAAGCCUUGGGUACAUUAUAUACCGCUAUCUCUCCGUGGUGACGAGUGGCUCGAGAUUCUGCGUUACUUCACAACAGAAUCAGAGGGCCAGGAGCAAGCGCCCCUAAUGGCUUCACAGGGACGUAAGUGGGCAGGAAAGGCGCUCCGUAACGAAGAUAUCGAGGUUUGGUUCUUUAGGUUACUUCUUGAAUAUGGACGAGUCAUUGACGACGAUCGUGAGAAUAUAGGAUACCCCGGCCCGUGAGUGCCUGACAUUGUAACAUAUAUUCAUUUUGCUAUUCGAUUUCAGCAUUGGGCGGCGUUUCGAUCUUUAGAUGGAGAGACUAUCAAGCGACAGGAUUAGUUCGAAGCUCGCUUCAGAUAGCACUUAGAUAUACGACAGCAUGUUUUGUGCAUUGGGCGGACGAUUGAUUCAAUAUAUUGGCACACCGAGCUAAAGACAAUCAAGAACCACAUGUCUCUCGAAGCAUAUAGUCAUCUCAUCUAUCUCAUGGCUCACAUGAGCCAUUUUAGAAGAAGAAGCCUCGUCUGGCGUUCCAUAUUUCAAUGCCUCAAAAGGCCGAAUCCAUUAUCUGCU
Molecule: messenger RNA, 3268 nt
Organism: Pseudovirgaria hyperparasitica
Lineage: Eukaryota; Fungi; Ascomycota; Dothideomycetes; Acrospermales; Acrospermaceae
Exons: 4
Coding region: 77-2935 (952 amino acids)
Source: RefSeq, a predicted model, not a curated record